GGUGCGGUGGAGUACCCAGCCAAGCAGCCACCGCACCUUACCAUGGGACGCGGCAGUGGCCCGAGUCCGGGCACGGAGGGCGAACGCGAGCAGUAGAGGCAGGAGCCGCGAGGUAGGUCAUGGACGAUGGCGACUUCACCUUCGCCGCCGUCCCGCCGCCUCUUCUGGCCGCGGGUGGCGGCGGCGGCCGCAUGGGCGCGCUGUACCCGGUCUUCGGCCGGCCGAGGUCCCCGCCUCGGCCGCCUGCUCCGGAGCCGGCGACGGCCACUGCGCGGGUGCCGCUAGGACGGCUCCUGCUGGUGGGCAGGGACCCGGCGCCGGCGCAGCAGCCGCCCGCGGACGACGACGACGACCUCGACUCGGUCCCGGCGGAGAUGUACUGCCCGUGGUCCCCCGGGUGGUCGGCGGCGGCGUCCCCGGCGCGGUGCAAGAAGAGCGGCUCCACGGGGUCGGUCCUCCGCUGGCGGCCGCGGCUCGUCGGGCGGAGCCAGAGCGACGGCAAGGAGAAGUUCGUGUUCCUGAACACCACCGGCGCAGCCCCCGCCCGGCCCGGCCGUAAGGGGAGGAGCGGCGCCGGCGGUGCCGCAGCCGCCGCUCUCGGCGGCCACGCCUGGAGCUACUACGCGGGCGGCGCCGGGGCCGGCAAUGGCGCGCGCCGGAGGUCGUUCCUGCCGUACAAGCAGGACCUCGUCGGGCUGUUCGCCAACGCCACCGUGUUCCGGCGCAGCUACCACCCGUUCUGACGACGUGGCGUACAUAUACACUCCUGAUGUGGUUCUACCCUAUCUCUAUCUGCAUACAUAUGUACACGAAUACGUAGUAACGUAGAGUCGUUAUUAAGUCGGUGUGGUAUACUUUGUUCUGAAAUUGAUUGGUAACUUUUGCUGGUUUGUUUGUUGAUAUGAUCAUCGGUUUAUAUAUAAUCACACCAUCAGUGUAACUGAGCUUGUAGCAGGACAGCGGUGCAGUGUGUUAGCUAUGUGCACACUCCGUUUUUAUUUAGCACUCUAGAUUUCCUUUUCCUGUCUUUCUUGUAGAACAGAGAUAUUUUGGACUAUAGCCUAGAGCAAGUAUUAUGAUGGGCUAAAAGCA
This is a messenger RNA of Panicum virgatum (switchgrass), 1092 nucleotides long. RefSeq lists its product as uncharacterized. The record is from RefSeq and is a predicted model, not a curated record. Bases 120 to 743 code for a protein of 207 amino acids. The transcript has a single exon. NCBI's taxonomy places the organism in Eukaryota, Viridiplantae, Streptophyta, Magnoliopsida, Poales, Poaceae.